GGGCUGCAGAAGACGCUGGAGCAGUUCCACUUGAGCUCCAUGAGCUCGCUGGGUGGCCCGGCCGCGUUCUCGGCGCGCUGGGCGCAGGAGGUAUACAAGAAGGAAAGCGCCAAGGAGGCGGGCGCGGCCGCGGUGCAGGCGGCGGUGCAGGCAGCCGCCGAGCCGCCGCCCGUGCUGCACCUGCCAGCCAUCCAGCCGCCGCCGCCCGUGCUGCCCGGCCCUUUCUUUAUGCCGUCGGACCGCUCCACCGAGCGCUGCGAGACCGUGCUCGAGGGCGAGACCAUCUCCUGCUUCGUGGUGGGCGGCGAGAAGCGCCUGUGCUUGCCGCAGAUCCUCAACUCGGUGCUGCGGGACUUCUCGCUGCAGCAGAUCAACUCGGUGUGCGACGAGCUGCACAUCUACUGCUCGCGCUGCACGGCCGACCAGCUGGAGAUCCUCAAAGUCAUGGGCAUCCUGCCCUUCUCGGCGCCCUCGUGCGGGCUCAUCACCAAGACGGACGCCGAGCGCCUGUGCAACGCGCUGCUCUACGGUGGCGCCUUCCCGCCGCCUUGCAAGAAGGAGCUGCCGGGCACCGGCGCGCUGGCGCUGGGCCUGGAGCUUAGCGAGCGCAGCUUCAGGGUGUACCACGAGUGCUUCGGCAAGUGCAAAGGGCUGCUGGUGCCCGAGCUCUACAUCAGCCCGAGCGCCGCCUGCAUCCAGUGCCUCGACUGCCGCCUCAUGUUCCCGCCGCACAAGUUCGUGGUGCACUCGCACAAGGCGCUGGAGAACCGGACUUGCCACUGGGGCUUCGACUCCGCCAACUGGCGGGUCUAUAUCCUGCUGAGCCAGGACUACACAGGCAAAGAGGAGCAGGCACGCCUGGGCCGCUGCCUGGACGACAUCAAGGAGAAGUUCGACUACGGCAACAAGUACAAACGGCGGGUGCCCCGGGUGUCCUCCGAACCCCCGGCCUCCAUAAGACCCAAGGCAGAUGACACGUCCUCUCAGUCCCCCGCCACCACAGAGAAAGACAAGCAGUCCAGCUGGCUGCGGACCCUCUCUGGUUCCUCCAAUAAGAGCCUGGGCUGCGUGCAUCCACGCCAGCGCCUCUCCGCCUUCCGACCCUGGUCCCCUGCGGUCUCCUCCAGCGACAAGGAGCUCCCCCCUCACCUCCCAGCACUGAUUCGAGACAGCUUCUACUCCUAUAAGAGCUUCGAGACAGCCGUGGCCCCCAACGUGGCUCUCGCGCCCCCGGCCCAGCAGAAGGUUGUGACCAGCCCACCAUGUGCCACCAUCGUCUCCCGGGCCCCCGAGCCCCUCUCUAUGUCCAUCCAGCCACGGAAGCGGAAGCUGGUUGAGGAGAACCCCGUGGUCCCCGAGACCUUGGUGCCUCUCACUGCCCCAGAGGAGGACAAGGACUCUGAGGCUGAGGUUGAAGUUGAAAGUAGAGAGGAAUUCACCUCCUCCCUGUCCUCGCUGUCGUCUCCAUCCUUUACCUCGUCCAGUUCUGCCAAGGACCUGAGCUCCCCCGGUAUGCAUGCCCCACCCGCUGCCAGCGCCACCCUGGACUCUGCUGGCCAUGCCGAGGCCACGGGGGGCGGGCUGGAGGCGGAGCUGGAGCACCUGCGGCAGGCGCUGGAGAGUGGCCUGGACACCAAGGAAGCCAAAGAGAAGUUCCUGCACGAGGUGGUGCGGAUGCGCGUGCGGCAGGAGGAGAAGCUGAGUGCCGCCCUGCAGGCCAAGCGGAGCCUCCACCAGGAGCUGGAGUUCCUGCGUGUGGCCAAGAAGGAGAAGCUGCGAGAAGCCACAGAGGCGAAGCGCAACCUGCGGAAGGAGAUCGAGCGGCUGCGCGCGGAGAACGAGAAGAAGAUGAAGGAGGCGAAUGAGUCGCGGGUGCGGCUCAAACGUGAGCUGGAGCAGGCGCGGCAGGUCCGGGUGUGCGACAAGGGCUGUGAGGCCGGCCGCCUUCGUGCCAAGUAUUCGGCUCAGAUUGAGGACCUGCAGGUGAAGCUGCAGCACGCAGAGGCCGACCGGGAGCAGCUGCGUGCCGACCUGCUGCGGGAGCGUGAGGCCCGCGAGCACCUGGAGAAGGUGGUGAAGGAGCUGCAGGAGCAGCUGUGGCCCCGGCCGUGCGGCGAGGCGGCGGGUGGCGAGAGCACUGCCGAGCUGGAGCCAUAG
Molecule: messenger RNA, 2157 nt
Organism: Elephantulus edwardii (Cape elephant shrew)
Lineage: Eukaryota; Metazoa; Chordata; Mammalia; Macroscelidea; Macroscelididae
Gene: SKI
Product: v-ski avian sarcoma viral oncogene homolog
Exons: 7
Biological process (GO): negative regulation of BMP signaling pathway
Cellular component (GO): nucleus
Molecular function (GO): SMAD binding; DNA-binding transcription factor activity, RNA polymerase II-specific; RNA polymerase II cis-regulatory region sequence-specific DNA binding
Source: RefSeq, a predicted model, not a curated record